Etheostoma cragini (Arkansas darter) is the source of this 2570-nucleotide messenger RNA. It is a transcript of the gene pcdh2a1, whose product is annotated as protocadherin b. The transcript is spliced from 2 exons. Gene Ontology annotation, biological process: homophilic cell-cell adhesion. Gene Ontology annotation, molecular function: calcium ion binding. The record is from RefSeq and is a predicted model, not a curated record. NCBI's taxonomy places the organism in Eukaryota, Metazoa, Chordata, Actinopteri, Perciformes, Percidae. Bases 156 to 2555 code for a protein of 799 amino acids. Gene Ontology annotation, cellular component: plasma membrane.
GCUUUAGGAUACUGCUUCAGGAAGAUGUGCUUUUUAUGCUUGAAUUAAAAAAACGACCAUACGGCAUAUCCUAAGAUGUUUUUUUUCUGACCUUAAAAACCAACAAAAACAACACGUUUUUAGAAUCUGGAGUAUUGUCACCUGUAGACGAAAUUAUGAAUUUUUGGGCCACUGUCUUUGUCUUGUAUGCAGUAUGGCCCAGCGCUUUGUCUGUGACACGGUACACCAUAGAGGAGGAGAUGGAAAGGGGCUCUGUUGUGGCUAAUCUUGCUGCGGAUUUGGGACUUGAGCCUGGAGGUUUGGCCCAACGAGAGGUAAAACUUGACAUUUUCCAUAACAAAAAAUAUCUAGAUGUCAAUAAAAAGACAGGAGAGUUGUAUAUUGUGGAAAAGAUGGACAGGGAAUAUCUUUGUCCGACAAAAACCACCUCCUGUUUUCUAAAGCUUGAUGUUAUAAUAGAAAGCCCUUUACGUAUCUUCAACAUUGAACUUGGAAUAACGGACAUAAAUGAUAACGCUCCACAUUUUCGACGAGACAGAGUGGAGCUCGACGUUUCAGAAUCGGCAACACCGGGAGAGAGAUUCUCCCUGCCUAAUGGAGUGGAUCCAGAUGUUGGGAUAAAUACAAUUAAAACAUACAGACUUAGUGUAAGUGAAAAUUUCAACAUUGAAAUUCAGACAGGCAGUGAUGGAACUCAAUAUGUAGAUUUGGUGUUGACUAAAUCUUUAGACAGAGAGGAGAAUGCUGUUCAUAAUUUAGUACUGACUGCUGUGGACGGCGGGGUUCCUGUGCGCUCCGGCACAGCCAAUAUUGAUGUUAGAGUACAAGAUACAAACGAUAAUCCUCCUCGGUUUGACAAGCAGACCUACACAAUUAAUAUGACAGAAAAUUCCCCGAUGGGGACCUUAGUGAUGAAGCUUAACGCUACAGAUCGCGACGAGGGUCCAAAUUCGGAGAUAGUGUACUCAUUCACCCUUUACACGUCGGAAAAAACACAAGACGUGUUUGCAUUGAAUCCUAACACAGGGGAGAUAAGUGUGAAGGGUACUAUUGAUUAUGAAGACAUGAAAUUGUAUGAGAUGCACAUUGAGGCCAGAGACAAAGGGACGCAUCCCUUGCUGGGGCAGUGUAAAGUAGUCGUCCACGUGGAGGAUAUGAAUGACAAUUAUCCGGAAAUUACCAUAGAAUUGGUAAAAACCACAGUGGAGGAGAACAUCCAAGUAGGAAGCGUCAUUGCUCUAGUAGGCAUAAGUGACAGAGACACUGGAGAUAAUGGCAAAGUAAGCCUAUCCAUAAAUCAGCUUAUGCACUUUAUUCUAAACAAAUCAUCAGAUAGACCCUUCCAUUACAAGCUUAUAGUGUCUGAACCCUUGGACCGUGAAUCAGUACCUGAAUAUGAAAUCACACUGAUUGUUUCAGAUGCCGGCACGCCGCCUUUAUCUGAUAACGAAACAAUAACUGUGCAUCUAUUAGAUGUGAAUGACAACGCGCCACAGUUCCCUCAGUCAUUUUAUACUAUACGUGUAAUGGAGAAUAACGCACCUGGGGCCUUGCUCAGUUCUCUCACUGCGUUUGACCCUGACCUCCAUGAAAACCAGUAUCUAGUUUAUUUCAUCCUAGAGAAGGAGAUAGCCAACACCUCCAUGUCCAUGCUGUUCUCCAUCAAUCCAGAGAACGGUAAUCUUUACGCACUAAAAACCUUUGACUAUGAGAUCGAGAAGGAGUUUCUUUUCCACAUCGAGGCCAGAGACUCUGGCUCUCCUCCACUCAGCAGCAACGUGACGGUCCACAUCAUCAUUGUGGACCAGAACGACAACGCUCCGAUUAUUGUCUCUCCGUGGCGCGCCCACGGCUCUGUGGUGGAGGAAAAGAUCCCCAGAUCCACCGAUAAAGGCUCACUCGUUGCCAAGGUCAUAGCCUUAGACACCGACUCGGUGCACAACUCUCGGAUAACCUACCAGUUUCUCCAGGUGACUGACGCCACCUUGUUCAGUCUGGACCAGUACAACGGAGAAAUCCGGACAAUGAGGAUGUUCAGCUACAGAGACCCGCGCCACCAGCGACUGGUUGUUGUUGCCAAGGACAACGGGGAGCCUGCUCUCUCUGCUACAGUCACCAUCAAGCUGUCCACAGUGGAGACUGUCGUUAAGGCCCACUCGGACAUGACUGAGGUGCCUCUGGAAUACGACAUCUUUUCAGACCUAAACCUGUAUUUGGUCAUCGGUCUGGGCUCGGUGUCGUUUCUCCUGCUGAUCACCAUAUUGGUCACCAUCGUGCUCAAGUGUCAGAAACCCAAGCCCAGCAAAGCGGCUCCUCCCUGCAGGAACAGUGUGAUCAGUGAGAGGAACUCCACCAUCGCAGAUUCCACUCUGGUCUCCAACGAUGCCUACUGGUAUAGUCUGUUCCUAGCAGAGACCCGGAAAGGAAAGCUGGUGGUUAGACAGCCUGUGCCAAAGGGCUCCAGAUACAUCGUGUCCAGUUUACCAAGAGGCACAGGUCUGACAGACACCAGUGACUCAGCAGCUUCUACCCUACAGGUGAGACUCGUUUGUUGAUCCAACACCUGUACA